CAUGGCGGUUGCUGUAUAAUCCAUAAACACUCGGCUUAUAAAUGUUUAAUUAAAAGCUGUUGUGCUGUAUUACUGCACAGUUCAGUAAAUAUGAUGGGACAUGAUAGUCACAGGUAAUUAGGAGUCAACUGAAGUGAUCAAGAUGCCUGUAACAGAUCAAGGUGGAAACCCCAGACUGCAGACCAGUCUUGGCUCACUCCUUGAUAGAAGUGGAGACACUUCUGGAAGUCAUACCCUGAUGAAGCACAUGUCAAUGGUGCCCUAUGCACAUCAGUUGAGUGAAAGCCGUAUGUCAGGCAGGAGUGGAGAUACAGGAAAAAACAAGAAGAGAAGGAAAAAGAGAAACCCUGUGACAGCUAAUUUAGCUGGAACCAGAUAUGAAGUUGUGAGGGAAAUGGUUGAGAAGAAUGGUUUUCAUGUUAGCAGAGAUGAUGACCCUAACAGCUUUCUUUUAUGGUUUGAUAGUUUUGUAUCCACAGAGAAAAUUUCGGAAUUGAAGGUUUUCCAAAGGAUAAACCAUUUCCCUGGAAUGGGAGAAAUUACCAGGAAAGACAGCUUGGCCAGGAACAUGGCAAAAAUGUGCAAGCUUCAUCCUGAUGAAUAUAAUUUUGUGCCAAAGACAUGGAUCCUACCGGCAGAUUAUUCAGUUCUGCAAAAUUACGCCAAAGAUCUUAAAGCCAAGAAAAAACAUCGGACAUUUAUUGUGAAGCCAUCAACUGGGGCCCAGGGUCAUGGGAUUUCACUGUAUAAAAAUGCAGAGAAGAUUCCUCAGAGUGAACAUUUCAUUGUACAAGAGUAUCUUGACAAGCCCUACCUCCUGGAUGGGUAUAAAUUUGAUCUCCGGAUUUAUGUGCUGAUGACCUCCUGUGAUCCACUAAGAAUCUUCUUGUUUAAUGAUGGUCUGGUCAGGCUUAGCACAGAGAAAUACAUUCCUCCUCAUGAUUCAAACAUAGAUUCAUUAUUCAUGCAUUUGACCAACUACUCUUUGAACAAGCACAGUGAGAAUUACGAAAAAGAUCAGAAUGAGGAUACAGGAAGCAAGAGAACAAUUAGAUAUCUCAAUGAAUAUCUACGGAAAGAGGACAAAGAUGUGGCCUGGCUAUGGAAGAAUAUUUCUGAUGUGAUUAUAAAGACACUUAUUGUGGCAGAGCCUCAUAUUCUUCAUGCCUAUAGAAUGUGUAGACCCGGGCAACAGGCAGGAUCUGACAGUGUGUGCUUUGAGAUUUUAGGGUUUGACAUUUUCCUGGACAGGAAACUAAAGCCUUGGCUUUUAGAAAUCAACCGUUCUCCCAGCUUUGGUACAGAUGAGGCUCUGGAUUACAGGAUCAAGUCUGGCCUACUGGAGGACACACUGAGACUGCUCAAUGUCAAGGCUAGUGAUAAACGUAAGAACCUGGCAGCUCAGAAAGCAGAAUCCCAGAAGAGACUCUUCCAACAGCCCAGCAGAAAGUCUGAUAUCAUGGAUUUGAGUGAUCUGGAAAAGAAAAAAUUAUCAACAGAGAGAAGAAAAGAAGAAUUGAAAGGACUUCUCAGCAGAAUCAGGAAGGAUGCAACAAGGGAAGAUUUCGAGAACAGAAACUGUGGUCGUUUUCGAAGAAUAUUUCCUCCUGAUGACAAAUUCCAUGCUGACAAGUUCACUAAUCUCCUAACCAGUGCAUUCAGUACCUUCCUGUCAGGGAAAGCUACUACGCUGACUAAGGAGAUCGAGAGGACAUAUAACAACAAGCUAAAGAUUCCAUCAUUAGUCGGUACGGACUUGACGGAGGCAGAUAUUUUGGACAUGUUGGCUCAGUGUGAGGCAGAUGAGAAGGAAGGAAGGAUAAUGCCACAGAGCAGACAGAGGGGACCUGCGAUAAUUGGAACAUUGUGUUAUCGCACAGGAAGCUUGCCCUUGAUGGGUAUGCCAUACUCAGUGCCAGUGGAGGAGACAGAGGGCACAGAUACACACGAGUCUGAGGAAGAUGAGGAGGGGGAGGACACAGACUCUGGGACACACCUCCAGGGAAGGUCAAGGCCUGUGUCAGGGGCAUUGCAGAAUGGAAGAACUGGCAGUAGGCCUGUCUCAGGCCGCCCAACAUCUGGUCAUCAGUCCCGCCCUCCAACACAGCAGAAGUCACCUGGGACUGCCACCAGGGCACGCUCCUUGUCCCGUCCACAGAGCGCCAGCAAUAGGCUACCCAAUGGGAUACCUGUCUUGGAAGAAAGUGUGUAUUCAACAGCUGCUAGAGACAUGGAGGAGGACCUCACUAGAAAAUCUUUGUCACUGCUCAACGACAUGAAAAUAAAAUUUCCUGGAAAAACUGACGAAGAAGCAGAGUGGAUUCUUGACAAGAUCCAAGAAAAUUGGAAGUUUCACAAGCCCCGGAUAGCUUCGUAUUGGCUGGUAAAGUUGGAUUCAAUUAAAAGAAGAAAGGUUAUAGACAUUGUGCGUUCCAAUGUGAGAGCUGUACUACAGAGGACGUGGAAGUGUCCUGAUGUAGAGAGUCUACGACUAUAUCGUAUAUUCAAUAGAGUAUUCAACAGAUUAUUAUGGAGCCAUGGGCAGGGGCUGUGGAACUGUUUUGGACAAUCAGGGAAUUCCUGGGAGACAAUCUUCAGCAAAAGCAGUGACAGCAUCAGCAGCACAGAGAUGAACUGUUGCAGGAGAAUUGUACAGCUAUGCCGAGACUGUUUGCUCAUCGUGUACCAGUUUGCAUCCGAUGCCAAGAACUUGGCACAGCAGUCGUCUUCAUUGAAUGAAGAAACUGGGAGCACCAAAGCAAGCCCAAGAGCUUUAUCAAGCCUAGAGAAGAGGACACAAACGUGGUCCCCAAACCAGACGGUCAGUCAGAGGGUGUCCAGACUUUACCCUCACAGGAUGGACUCCACGCAAUCUUGACCACAAUCACUGUAAAUACGUUUACUGGUCAUCCAAGGCCUAGUCAAUUGCAAAACAGAGGAGAGAUGUGUUCAGAACGAUAUCAUACAAUCAUGUGAUGAAAACUGUUUGUUCUGUUAUAUUUAUUAAUUAAUUGGUAUUCAUACUAGCAAGUGGUAUCAUUCCUAGACAGUUAGAUCAGCAUCUGUGAUGUUUGUAUACACGAUCACUUUUUUAACCCAUCUUGCAAGAUUGACUUCUGGUACAUGUACUGUACCAACUAUUUAUCAGCUGACAGAAUGAAACUGAUGUGUUUCAUAUGCAAGCAUAUUAUUAUUAUUGUUAUUUUUUAUUAAUUAUUUAUUUAUUUAUUUUGUAGCAAUGCAUGAUGUGCAUCUUAAGCACAGAACAUAAUCCUUUUGAUUGGCAAUUUGAUUGUAUGAGGGAGAGGGGCUUAUUUUUCCCCACUCUUUUUUGGUUAUACUUUUUGGAAAAAUGAACUUUUCAGUGGACCUUUUAACCCCUUUAGUUGACCUAAUUCAAAAACUGGCAUAAAAAUAAGAUAAUUCAGAGUAGAUCUCUUCUGGCCUAAAGGACAUGCAGUUCUUUCAACCCACCGACCCCCCCCCCCUCUACCAAUGUGCCUGUAAGUAAAGCUCUCAUAGAAGGGUUGUGAUACUUAGUCUUUGAAAAAAUCAAAAUGUUUUUUUUUUCAUAUUCUCUUUAAAGUCAUGUAAUUAUUAUUCCAUAUUUUCAGUCUGUAAUAAUCAAGCUAAGAAGUAAUGCUUUAGUGGACUUUUCUUAAUUGGCUUCAUGCAGGAUAUCUGUAUAUAUAAAUAUAUUUGUUAGGUUACGUUUCACUUGCUUGAAAUUUAUAUAUAUCAUUACACAUUUGUAAACUUGGGCUCUUGCAAAAAUCAUAAUUGCAAAGAUUUUUCUAUAAAAUGGCCAUCCGUCCAGUUUUAGCUGUAGAUUAUGACCUUCAAGUGAUUAUUUGUAAAAUGUUUUUUUUUUUAAAUUAAAUUUUGUAAUUAGGAAUGGAGAUGUCCAUCUGUUAUAACAAUUUUUUUAGUCUGGUGGCAAAUUCUUGGAAAGUGAUCUACAUUUUGUAGACCUGUUUUAACUGUUUCAACAUUUAAAAAUCAACCAGUUGCCAUUUAGUCAUUUAAGGGUUGUUCACACAUUGUGUGAGAAAAGUUUCAUCUUACAUGCUGUCAGGCAAUACAUUUAAAUUAUUUAUAUUGAUCAGAAAAUGUUAAUUUUUCCUUAAGUGAAUGAAAAAUAACUUGUGAAUCUUAUAACUAGCUGUGAUAGCAAAGUUGGCUUCUCCAGUUGCCAUAGUACCAUACAUAGCUUCAAAAAGCAGUUUUAUUUAUAUACCUACAAAUAAUAGUUAUUGAUUUUACAUAGAAUAUUCUAUCAUAAACUAUCUGCCAUCAUAACCUGUAGUAGUAUUUUGCUGUAUUGAAGCCAUUGUAUGUAAACUAAGCAUGGUACAUACUGGUGUGGCCCAUAGCUGCUUCCAUUAAGGUGGGUUAGAGGAGAGAUUAUUUUAUAACCCUAUUAUAUUUUCAG
This is a messenger RNA of Lingula anatina, 4432 nucleotides long. RefSeq names its product tubulin polyglutamylase TTLL7. The record is from RefSeq and is a predicted model, not a curated record. NCBI's taxonomy places the organism in Eukaryota, Metazoa, Brachiopoda, Lingulata, Lingulida, Lingulidae. Gene Ontology annotation, biological process: microtubule cytoskeleton organization; protein polyglutamylation. Gene Ontology annotation, molecular function: tubulin-glutamic acid ligase activity; tubulin binding. Gene Ontology annotation, cellular component: ciliary basal body.